CUCCUUCCUGUUGGUUUAUUCAGCGUGAACCAAUCGUAAACAUAAAAAUAUUCCCCUUUUCACAUUGUUUCAGUCUAAAUUUUGAUUGGUUUACGAAAUAAAUUUUAAUAUUUAACCAGAACCAAUUCUACGCUGCUGAGUUUUGUUUAUCUAAUAUCACUUCUCUGUUUUCCACAAGACUGAUUCCAUCUUUAAUUCUAUCUGUUAAGUACAGCUCAACAUUAUUUAUCUUACUGUUGCAGUUGAUUGAGUAAACAAUGCUUCAUCGUUAUCUGCUGGCGUUUAUCUACUUCAUAUUCUUCAUAUCUAUUCAUCAUAUCAAUGCUAAUGAUGACAACUUUGUAUCCUCCUUUAAAGAAAUGCCCAGCAGACUGUCUCCAGCACUGAGAAAUCAUAUGAUGAUGAAACGUAAUUACUUAUGGGAUGCACGUUUGGGUAAGCGUUCAAUGAUUACUAUCAAUCGUGAUUCAUUACCAUGGUAUAAAUCUAUGCGUGAUCCAUAUCACAAUGAUGAUAAUUAUCUCCGAGGUUAUCCUGGUCACGAUGACUGACUCACUGACUAACUGACUGAUUGACAAAGAAAAAGCCGAAAAACACAAAGAUGACAUCUCUGAUAGACCUCAACAUUGAAUAUUUUCAGUUUUUAUUUUGAUGUAUUGUAUUUUGUCUUUCUGUUCACAUGGCAACAUGUAAGAACCUAACAAUAUCUAUAGUUUAAACAUAUGAAACCAAUAAUUAUAAUAAUAAUAAUAAUAAUAAAAAGUGCUAUAAUUCCAUCUGUUUUAAAUAUUUCUAUAAAAUGUAACUGCAAAUGACAGUGGCGAUCGAUCUUUGCUUGUCUGCUUCUGUGUACGCUAUAAGUUCAUCCGAGUUCUUAAGAGAAAUUUGCGAUGUUCAUUUCAACGAAAACAUCAGC
Messenger RNA from Trichobilharzia szidati, 916 nucleotides. NCBI's taxonomy places the organism in Eukaryota, Metazoa, Platyhelminthes, Trematoda, Strigeidida, Schistosomatidae. The record is from the annotation of a GenBank genome assembly.